Caenorhabditis elegans is the source of this 3889-nucleotide messenger RNA. RefSeq names its product Myosin motor domain-containing protein (gene spe-15). The record is from RefSeq and is marked reviewed. The transcript is spliced from 18 exons. Gene Ontology annotation, cellular component: myosin complex; cytoplasm; actin cytoskeleton. Lineage: Eukaryota; Metazoa; Nematoda; Chromadorea; Rhabditida; Rhabditidae. The coding region runs from base 86 to 3745 and encodes 1219 amino acids. Gene Ontology annotation, molecular function: actin filament binding; cytoskeletal motor activity; ATP binding.
GAAACCAAACCGUUUAGUUCAAAUUUCAAUCAUUACCGUUUUUCUCCCUGCAUAAACAACAAUUUUGCACGUGAAAAAAGAAGCAAUGGAUAGUAGCACACAUAGUACCGCGGAUUUCGGGCGUCUCGUGUGGAUUUCGGAUGAAGCAGAGGGCUUUGUGGCCGCCCGUAUCACAGAUAUCGCGGAAAACGGCUUCACAUUGGCCACUGAAAAGACGUCGGAAACUGUGAAUCGUCGCUAUGAGGACACAUGGGCCUGUGAGGAGGAUCCGCAGAAGUCGGUCGAGGACAAUUGCGCUCUAGUGCACUUGAAUGAGGCGACACUGCUCAACAAUUGUCGUUUGCGUUAUGCAAAUGGCAAAAUCUAUACCUACGUGGCAAACAUUCUGAUCUCAAUCAACCCCUACCAACUGAUCGAUGGACUCUAUUCUCCUGAAACGAUUAAAGAAUACCGUGGAAAAUCGCUCGGUCAGAUGGAGCCGCACAUUUUUGCGAUCGCCGACAAGGCCUAUCGAGAGAUGCGUCGUAUCAAGACGUCCCAAUCGAUUAUUGUGUCUGGAGAGUCUGGAGCCGGAAAGACUGAAUCACAGAAAGCAGUGUUGAAGUACCUCUGUGAAAACUGGGGAACCGACGCCGGACCAAUUCAGCAGAGACUUCUUGAAACCAACCCAAUCCUGGAAGCCUUUGGAAAUGCCAAAACUCUGCGCAACAACAAUUCGAGUCGAUUCGGAAAAUUUGUGCAGAUUCACUUUUCUGAUAAUGGAACUGUCGCCGGUGGAUUUGUGUCUCACUAUUUGCUGGAAACAUCGAGAGUCUGCCGUCAAGCUGCCGGAGAAAGAAACUACCACAUUUUCUAUCAAUUGAUUGCCGGAUCGUCACCGGAUUUGUACAAGAAGUUGAGAUUGGCUCCGGCGAGCAGUUUUAAUUACUUGAAACACGGAGCAACACUGUUCUUUGUCAACUCCAAGUCUUCUCUGAAAACCGACGCAAGCCGCUUCUCCGAGACCAACUCUUCAGUCUCUGAUUCCAUUAUCAGUGAUAUCGAUGAUUUUGCGAAGCUUGAACGAGCUCUCGCACUAUCUGGAGUUUCAGACGAUGAGAAGAUGUUCAUCUGGUCGACAGUUGCCGGGAUCCUUCAUCUUGGAAACAUCGAGUUUGAGGAGAACGCGAGUGAUUCUCGUGGUGGAUGCAUGAUUACUUCGGGCACUGAAAACUCGUUGAUGGCAGCUGCAGAGCUUUUGGGCUUGGAGCCGGAAGAGAUGAAGCUUGGACUAUGUGCUAGAAUCAUGCAAACUACGAAAGGAGGUGUCAAGGGUACCCUUAUCCGUGUCCCUUUGAAAGCUCACGAAGCGUCUGCUGGAAGAGAUGCUCUGGCUAAGGCAAUCUACUCUAAGCUCUUCGAUUGGCUCGUUGCUCAGAUUAACAAGAGUAUUCCAUUUGAGAAGAGCACAGGGUACAUUGGAGUUUUGGAUGUCGCUGGUUUCGAGUACUUUGCCGUUAACUCAUUCGAGCAGUUUUGCAUCAAUUUUUGCAACGAGAAGCUUCAGCACUUUUUCAACGAGAGAAUCUUGAAGCAGGAGCAAGAAAUGUAUGAAGCCGAGGGCUUGAACAUCCAGAAGAUUGAGUUCACAGACAAUUUGGAUUGCAUUGAGCUCUUCGAGAAGAAAGCCUCGGGGCUCUUUGACUUGCUCGAUGAGGAAGCCAAAUUGCCACGUGCCACAUUCCAACAUUUCACCCAGAGAGCUCACGAAUCGAAUAAGAACCACUUCCGAUUGGAUGCACCGCGCAAGUCGAAAGUCAAGUCGCAUCGCGAAAUGAGAGAUGACGAGGGAUUGUUGAUUCGUCAUUAUGCUGGAACGGUGUGCUAUGAGACGAGAUAUUUUGUUGAGAAGAACAAUGAUCAGUUGCACAACUCGUUGGAAAUGCUCAUUGAGCAGUCAUCCUUCCCACUCGUUGUCUCCCUGUUCACUAGUGAAGCAACCGGAGCAGUGAAGACCGGAGGACGUCUGAAGGCGGUCAGCGUCGGCGCCAAGUUCAAGUCUCAAUUGUCUUCUCUCUUGGACAAACUCAACAAUACCGGAACUCACUUUGUGCGUUGUGUGAAGCCAAACAGUCAGAUGAAAGCAUGGCACUUUGACGGCUCCGCGAUUCUCGGCCAACUCCAAUGUGCUGGAAUGGCUUCUGUGCUCCGCUUGAUGCAAGAAGGGUUCCCGAGCAGAACAUCGUUUGCAGAUCUCUACGCGAUGUAUGAGAAGAAUCUUCCGCCAAGUCUGGCUCGCCUCGAUCCCCGGCUCUUCUCCAAGUGCUUGUUCCACGCGCUUGGUCUCGACCAGAACGAUUUUCAAUUUGGAAAUACAAAGGUUUUCUUCACAGCUGGAAAGUUUGCAGAGUUUGAUCAGAUGAUGAAGCAAGACCCAGAGACAGUGAUGGAGUUGAUCUCGAAGGUUACCGAUUGGCUGGUCAAGGCUCGCUGGAGAAAGGUUCAGUACGGAGCAUGGAGUGUUAUUAAACUCAAGAACAAGAUCCUCUACCGUGCCGAAAAGAUCAAGAAGAUUCAAGCUUGGAUUCGUGGUUACUUGGUUCGCAAGCGCUUCCACAAAAGACUUGCCAUCUUCCGCAAGGCAUGUGCUCUGCUCGAGAACUCUCGUGAAAUGACUGACAUUUUGGCUCGUAUGAAUGAAUCGAGUCAGGAUAAAUGGCGUGAAGCGGCCGACUCGACGACCGGUGAGCUCGAUGAGCUUGUCAAGACAAUCAAGAAUGACGAUUUAAACACGGAAAUUGAUCGAGCUGUCAAGUGCUAUGAGGAUUGCGUUAAACGCGUCGAUUCCAUCAUUGCCGACUUGAAGUUGCAAUUGGAAAAUGACGAGCUGGCCGAGGUGGAGCGUGCUCGCAAAGAAGCCGAGGAUAAGGAACGUCGGGAGGCUGAGGAGAAGGCGGCUGCCGAGCAGGAGAAAAUUUUGCGCCGCAAAAUGGAGGAAGAACGUGAGAAGGCCCAGAAAGAGUACGAGUUGCAAUUGGAGAUGCAGAAGCAGAAGCUCGCCGCAGAAGCUGAAGAAGAGGUGAAACGUCGUAACAAGGAAGAACGUGACCGUCUUGAUGCUGCUGUCUCGUCCCGUCUUGCAUCUUCUGAUGGUGUUGCUCUUGUUGCUCAGGAAGCAUCUGCUGCUCCACCAAAACAACAGUCGAAGUAUGAUUUGGGUAACUGGAAGUAUGCCGAUCUUCGUGAUGCUAUUAAUACGAGUAAUGACAUGGAGCUCCUGGUAGCCUGCAAGGAGGAAUUCCAUCGUCGUCUUCGCAUUUACAACGAGUGGAAGUCAAAGAACUCGGCGAAUCGGGAUGUUCCACCGACACGUGCUCCAUUGACGGUUUAUAAUCAACAGAAGCCAAGCAGCUCUUCAAUGAUGGUGUCUCGGGUUCAAGCUGCUCCUCAUCUCAAUCCAGCAUUGACUCAGCAACGUUAUUUCAAAGUGUCAUUCGCUACGGAUAACAAGAAGAAAAAUGGCGGUUCUCAAUCUGGAAUGUGGUAUGCUCACUUCAAUGGUCAAUACAUUCGCAGACAACUCACAAUUCGUCCGUCGCAAAAACCGCAACUUCUCGUUGCUGGAAAAGACGACUUGCAAAUGUGCGAGCUGCCACUGGAGCAAACAGGUCUUCUCAGAAAAAAGGGUGCCGAAAUCUCGUCGAAUGAUUUCGAAACAAUGUGGUAUCAUUACGGUGGAAAACCAAUUCAAGAGUGGACUCCAUAGAAAAAAUCAAUCAAUUAUUGAUUUUUAAUACUUGCAAUUUAUUUAUUGAAUUUGAUUUUUUUGUAUUGAGGGUGACGACAUAUAAGUCAGCUUUAAUUAUGUAUGUAUGUAUGAGAAUGAUGAAUGAAAAUGUAUUGAGUUUGA